UUUACAUUUACCAGCUAUAACAUUAUUCAGUUAAAAUAAAUCUUAAGUUAAAAUAAAAUAUUGGAAUUAUGGCAAAUUAUAAAGUUAUUUCUACCAUGGAAAAUGUCAAAUGGCCGGCCUAUGUCUCCACAGUAAUACUAGAAGGAGAACAAUUGGAAAAAGCCGAAAAAGUUUUAGAAAAAUGCCUUGUUACCCUAGAAGCAUAUGGAGGCCCCAACCUUAAUAUCGCCCUUUUAAAGUCAGCCAAAAGAACUGGCAUAUUUCUAUACGAAAUUGUUGCAGAUCUUAUAGAUGCUCAAGGUGAGAUUCGAGAAUGCGAAGCAAUGAUUCUAAAUGAACCCUGGAUGAAAGCUAAUAGUAUUGCUACUGCCACGUUUGAAUUUAUGGGUAACGCUGAUGGUUGUGGACCAGAAAGAUUGGUUAUGAAACGUAAGAAGAGUAUUCGUUAUUAUAAAGAUGAUGAAAUGAUUUAUGAAGAACAAAAGACUAUUAUAACCAAAGGCGAAGAGGAAAGAGGUAGAAUUGAAUUGGAAACUGAUGUUUGAGAGAUUUUAAUAAAGUUGUGUUAAUAAAAUAUGAUUUGUAAA
Lucilia sericata (common green bottle fly) is the source of this 587-nucleotide messenger RNA. RefSeq lists its product as uncharacterized. Lineage: Eukaryota; Metazoa; Arthropoda; Insecta; Diptera; Calliphoridae. The record is from RefSeq and is a predicted model, not a curated record. The transcript is spliced from 2 exons. The coding region runs from base 69 to 545 and encodes 158 amino acids.